AAAAGCGCAAGGCGUGAUGCGAGCAAAGCCGUACGUGAGUGCUGACCGUGCCCGUCAGUCUGUUCGCAUAAUCAACCGAAGCUGCUACGAAACCGCUGCGGAAGCUUGCUCAACCCACCCAUUUGGUUCCAUUCCAGCGUGCGUGCGUGUGUGUGUUUUUAUGCGGUGGUGAGUGGGCAAACGGAAACAAAAAGUGAAGAGUGAACGGAAAUUCCUUCAACCUGUAGGUGUGAGGGAAAGAGUGUAGGGGCCAAGUUUUAAAAGUGUGUAGGUGCUGGUGUGUGUGUGUGUGUUCGGAAGUGCUUGUUGCUUUGGCGUUGUUUUCCGGAGUUUUGAAAAAAAAAAACAAAAAGUGAAAAGAGGUUGGACGUGGUGUAGAGCCUAUUGAGCAUUGGCGAGACGCAUUCAACCGGUGCAAAGCACUGGGCUCAGGGUACCAGCAACAGUGAAGGAAGCGGAUAAUGGAUGUUUCAAGGAUUAACUGCGCCGUUUAGGUCGCGCCGCCGUUUGCAGCUGUAGCGAGCCGUGGUGGUGGUGGAAACGAUUAACAUGAGCAGUUUUUAAAAAGAGUAUGGAUUGGGGUUACACAUGGGAACUAUGAAGCAAAUAGCGGUUGUGAUGAUUCUCCUCAACAUCAGCUACAGUCAGUUCUCACGCUCCCAGUCGGUCGACAUCGACGAGCCGCACACGUACACACCACCGAGGCACUACUUCCAGACGUCCUCCUUCGACGAGGCCGACCAGGACGACGACGACGCGGCAAAGAAUCCGCUCGACCGGGGGCCCUACUUCGACAUCUCGGCUUCCCGCAACGUCACCGCGCUCGUCGGCAACACGGCCUAUCUCAACUGUCGCGUGCGCAACCUCGGCAACCGCACGGUGUCCUGGAUACGGCAUCGGGAUCUGCAUCUGCUGACAGUCGGCAAGGCAACGUACACCUCGGACCAGCGCUACCAGAGCGUGCACAAUCCCCAGCUGGACGACUGGUCGCUGAAGGUCCUGUACCCGCAGCAGCGAGACUCCGGUGUGUACGAGUGUCAAAUCUCCACGACACCGCCGGUCGGCUACUCCAUGAUGCUGUCGGUUGUCGAACCCAUAACGACCAUUAUCGGCGGACCAGAUCUUUACAUCGAUACCGGGUCGACCGUGAACCUAACCUGCAUUGUGAGGCAUCUUCCGGAACCACCGCCACUGAUACAGUGGACCCACAAUGAGCAGGAAAUCAACUACGAUUCGCCACGUGGCGGUGUGUCGGUGAUCACGGAAAAGGGCGACAUAACGACCUCCUAUCUGCUGAUCCAGCGGGCGCGCAGCACCGACUCCGGCAAGUACACGUGCCUGCCCUCGACCGCCAACCCGAUGACGGUGCACGUCCAUGUGCUUAAUGGCGAACAUCCGGCCGCGAUACAGGGCAGCAAAGGAUUGGGGAGCAGUGCCGUGGUCGUUACGUUCGCGCUGCUGCUGCUGGUGCUGCUGGCGACGGUGCGGGCAUUCCCAGUGCGAUAAGAUUCGUCCCGCAGCAAUUCAUUUGCAUGUCAAUCGAUGUCAUUUGCCCAAGCGAAGGUAAGGAUUGAGAGAGUGAGAGAUCGCGAACGAAAGGGAAAGAGAGUGAGAGCGAGCUAGAUAGAGAGGUUUAUUUAUGCACCGAUGGGUUUUAACGACGGUUGCUGCAAUUCGAUAGUGGAAAUUUGUUAAGUUUAUUUCACAGAAGAGUGUUCGUGCGUGUUAAUGUGCAGAUGAAUUUCAUGUAGCGAGGGUGUAAUUGUGUGUGUUGAUACGUUUAUAACCUUAAUGUGUUGUACAAAGUUUUUAGUUUGAAAGGAGCUCUCUUUAAAUAAUCCAAACAAUACAAUUUGAAAUUUAAUUUGAAACGUAAGCUCAACGAGGCUAGAGCUCACGUUAACGUGCAUACGCCUAAAUGUAUGCAAACCUGAUUUCAUUGUCUACUUAUUAGAAUGGGUUUGUAGCUGCAAACCAUCAAAACAAUUGAAUUCAAUGUGUUUACCAUGAAUUAUGCAAUGUUGACUACCAUUAAAUAAAUUUUACAGAAAAGAUUAACAAAAUGAUUUUAAAAGGAGUCUCGGAAUUAAGUUGAAAGUAACAAUAAAUGCUUUAACUGCGUAUAGGUUUAAACUCUCUUCAAACAAAACUGAUACCGAAAUGAAGAAAUAAAUAAUUUUUGUUGUGUUAUGUUAUCUUGACGCAAAUGGUGCCAUUUAUGGUAGAAUAUGUAUUAAUGUUAAAUUGUAAAGGUAAUAAUAUUGACAUUUUGUUCGAAAUUGAAGUUGUAGAGUAAUGUAGCUAACUAAUAAUGUACAUAUUAAAUUUUCCCAUUGAAUUGCUUCCUAUGAUAAGUUUUAUACGAGGAAAGGAACCAUUCAGAAGCUACAGUAAGCAGUAAAGAGCGAAAGGGUAACCUUAAUCUACAAAUAAUGGCAUUUUCUCCCCGCUUCACGUUUUUGAUUUAUUCUGCAAACCUGCACAAUGUUGCGCGUUUGACAUUACUUUGCAAACCGAUUACCAAACCCACGGCACCGGGUUCAUGUGUGCCUGUGUAUGUUGACGCAACGAUUGCGGGAAAUUACAUAAACCGCCCUCCUUAGCCGCUUGGUUUGACGUACGCACGUGUACACAGCGCCCAUACCACAGCACCACCGUUUGUGUGUUUGGCAUGCGAAUCUGUAAAUACACAUAUUCAUCAUGCUGCAAACUACUACAUGUGCUGUGCUGAUUCGCAUACUUCCCCCCCCCCUCCUUCCACUCACCCAACUCCCACCCCAACUCGUGGCAGAAGAGCAAGACAGAUGAGGUCCGUUCAUCUUUGACAGUGCAAGAGGGCCACGCAACGGGCCCUCACUGGCAAGCCGUGCCAAGCCGGGUUGUGGCAAGUGGGCACCGGUGCUUUUCGGGCCAACUGGUUUUGCAAACCUUUGUUCCGUGUCAAGGUUAUUUUUUUGUUGUUACUUUUCGCUCGCUCCCACCUGCCUUUUCUCUUUCUCUUUCUCUCUCUCUCUCUCUCUCUCUCUCACUCUGGCUCACUCACACACGCACGGUGGAAUCCUUUUGUUGCGAUGGGAGGUUUGAAUAAAAUAAAAUAAUACAUCAACGAGCGUGUUUCGGCAAACAAGGACAUAAAGGACGAUCGAUGUGCGCCUCUCAGGCCUGGGGAGAGCCUGAGCUUCCCAGACCUUCCUGGGCUGAUAAAAACAAAUCUCGUGAAGAUAAAUUAUUCCGAAAUGAAUGUAGCGUACUUUGUUCGGCGAAGGUAUUUGGCUGUUGUGAGUGUUUUUUCUUCUUUUUCUUCUUUGCUUUCUUUUGUUGCUGUUCUGGCCUUCGCUUUGUCCACCGCACUGGAUGGACUGGGCGGGUUUUUGGUCGUUUUGUUGUUUUGAGAUGUGCUUUUGUACCUUUUUUGUUGUUGUUGGUGUUGGUGGUGCUGCCGCUGGUAAGCUGCAGAGUAGUAAGCUGCGUAGGUAUAAAAUGGAUGACUUUGGCUAAAAAUUUUGGCAACCAUGACUAAAGAUUUUGUAACAGCGAUAGAGUUGGGGAUGAAAAACUAGGCAGAUUUUUCUUGUGUACAAGUGCGCACCGUAUUGAGAGGAGAGAAGCAUGCCCUUUGUUUUAUAUUUCAAAACUGAAACUCUUCUAAUUUCCAAACAAAGCAAGGCUCUAUUCAGUUGACAACUAAACGUAAGAAGGAAUGAACUUGUUUGUCAUCCACGCCAAACGACACAACAUGAUUGAAAAAAACACUUGUAAAUAGUAAAAUAUGGCUCUCGAUAGGAUAAACAAAAAAUAAAAAUAAAACCACGGAUCGAAGGAUCGAACGCCCAUUUCUUCAUUUGAAAACGAAGGUGAAUGUAACAAGAGUGUUAGAUUGAUAAACUGAAAUUUCUUCAUAGAAGCAGGUAGGAAGAAAAUAGUUGAAGCCACACGGUUGAUAUUCAUUUUCUCCUGCUCCUCUGUUUUCACGAAAACGGGACCGCCGGCGACCGACCGAGAUCGGCCAAAGGCCGUGGACGGUGUGCGUCCAUUCUGAAUGGGGGCAAACACACACUGUUCGUUUAGAAUAGGGCGAAGCCACAAAUGAAGAACAGGUAACGAAUAAUAAAAGAAUGCAUUAAGAGAGAAAAACAACCAUGGAAUAAUCGUCUCCAGAAGGACGUAGGACGUAUAUACAUAUAAAAAUAGAUAUUUUACAUUGAAUUCAUUCCGCAACAAGCUACAUGAAACAGAAGAGAAAAAUGAAGAUGAAAAAAGAAAAGAAAAAAACAGAACAGAAAC
Anopheles coluzzii is the source of this 4284-nucleotide messenger RNA. RefSeq names its product zwei Ig domain protein zig-8-like. NCBI's taxonomy places the organism in Eukaryota, Metazoa, Arthropoda, Insecta, Diptera, Culicidae. Gene Ontology annotation, biological process: synapse organization. The record is from RefSeq and is a predicted model, not a curated record. Gene Ontology annotation, cellular component: neuron projection membrane. Bases 589 to 1506 code for a protein of 305 amino acids. The transcript is spliced from 9 exons.